Molecule: messenger RNA, 1679 nt
Organism: Homalodisca vitripennis (glassy-winged sharpshooter)
Lineage: Eukaryota; Metazoa; Arthropoda; Insecta; Hemiptera; Cicadellidae
Product: prolyl 4-hydroxylase subunit alpha-2-like
Exons: 11
Coding region: 104-1669 (521 amino acids)
Biological process (GO): peptidyl-proline hydroxylation to 4-hydroxy-L-proline
Cellular component (GO): endoplasmic reticulum
Molecular function (GO): procollagen-proline 4-dioxygenase activity; L-ascorbic acid binding; iron ion binding
Source: RefSeq, a predicted model, not a curated record
GAUAUUAUUCAUGCCUAAUUUAUUGUAUGUUACUGAUGAUUAGUUAGUACUUUUCAAUUGUGUGUUAUCUUGUAAACAUAUUCACAGCCGUAGGUUUAACUUAAUGACUUUUUCCAAAUGGUUCUCUUUAUUGGCAACCUUAUCUACAGUGGUGGUGGUAGACGCAGACUUGUUCACCUCAGUCCACGAAAUGGAAAAUCUGGCACAUUAUGAGCAGAGGCUUUUGGAACAUUUACAAUCCUAUUUACUCGAUCAGCAAAUAAAACUGGAUUUUAUAACUCAGAAGUAUGAUGAGCUGUCCAGUAGAAGAGUGGACAAUACUCCUCAAAACAACCUUGGCAACCCCAUCACAGCUUUUGCACUGGUCAAAAGACUUGUCAGAGACUGGCCACUUGUUCUGAACCUCUUGGUGGAAAAUUAUGUUCCACCCAAUCACCUUACGCAGCUGCCCAGAGAAAAGGAGUUGCAGAGUGCCCUGCGGGGACUCGCCAGGCUGAAGGACGUUUACAACUUAAGUGCUACUCAACUAGCCAACGGCAUGAUAGGAGACAUGCAUGACCAAACUAUUAUGACAGCAUCUGACUGCUACGAUAUGGGCAAGUAUUCAUAUGAACGGAUGCAAUAUUAUACCUCAAUAUCAUGGUUCAACGAAGCAAAAAAAAAAAUACAGAAUGGGGAUAAAACAGUUCAACAGGAAAAAGUCUUAGCACAUAUGUUCUUGGCUUCAUCAUUUGCUGGAUGUUUCGUGCCAAACCAGACUUUUAAUAGUAACCGACUGCUGCAGCAGUUGUUGUCAGACUUUCCUAACUUCACACUCAAUCACGAGCUCAGCCGGGACUACAAGGAGGCUUGGGUCAAGAACUGCACUUGGAUCAGAGAGGUGAAAAAAAAAUAUUUCGAUGAAGACAAUAACAAGUAUGAUAUGAUCUAUAAGAAGAUGUGCCGCAGGGACUUUAACAUGACAACGUCAGGAUUAAGAUGCCAUUACGUCCACUACGGCAAUCCUCGUCUUCUUAUAGCACCCUUCAAGCUGGAAGAAAUUCACUUGGACCCUCCUCUCAUUGUCUUCCAUGAUGUUAUCUCUGACCAUGAAAUAGAAAAGAUAAAGAGCAACUUCCUUAAAAAUUGGAAGCAUUGUAACACAAGUAGUAGCUACACCUCAACUGUCACUACUUACCGAACCUGCGAGUCGGCGAAGGUCACUGACAAGGACCCAACCUCCGCACAACUGUCCCGCAGAGUGCGCGACAUGACAGAUCUCUCCAUAGACACCAGUGAGGAGAACCAAGUUGCCUGCUACGGUCUCGGCGGGGAGUUCAAGUUGCACUAUGACUUAACUAAUGAAUCUCUGUCUGAUGUUAACCACAGAGGCAACAGACUAGCCACUCUCAUGUUCUACCUCAGCGAUGUGCAGAGUGGAGGUUACACAGUGUUCCCAGAACUGCACAAGGCUGUUACUCCACGUAAGGGCACUGCCCUGUUCUGGUUCAACAUGGAUGCCCAAGGGAAACGCUUAGGCAAGAUGAUACAUGGCGGAUGUCCUGUGCUACAGGGUACAAAGUUGGUUUUAAAUAAAUGGAUUCAUGAGGGCAACCAAGACUUCGAGAAACUGUGUCCUUCAGAUAGGAACUUUCCUAAACAACACUUCUAUUUAAAUAAAAAGAGAUAACUUCAAUUCA